UGGGAAACGCAUAAAAAAUGUACAUGAGAGUGGCACAUGCUUGGUGCCUCUAGACGCGUAGUUGGAUUCAUUCCUCGGAGGUUACGAUCAGUGCGGCAAUUGCAUGGAGAUGGGGAUGGCGAUGGCGAUGGCGAAGAAGCUCUACGUUUCUACAAGAGCAGAGGCCAACACAUUUUCAUCAACCCUCGAAUUCUGGACACCAUCUUUCGGAGAUCCGCGAUAAACCCCACCGACACGGUCCUCGAAAUCGGACCCGGCACCGGCAACCUCACCCUCAAGCUUCUCGAAGCCGCGCACAAGGUCGUAGCUAUCGAGAUCGACCACCGCAUGGUCCAGGUUCUCGAGAAGCGCGUCCUCCAACGCGGCCUCCAAGACAAGCUCAGGGUUAUAGAAAGAGAUGCAAUGAGAGCCCCGUUCCCGCGGUUUGAUCUUGUUGUGGCCAACAUUCCUUACCGGAUAUCUUCCCCUCUCGUGAUUAAACUGGUGUAUGGAGCGACGCCGUUUAGGAGUGCCACGCUUCUGCUUCAGAAAGAGUUCGCUCGGAGGUUACUGACUUGCCCCGGUGACUCCGGUGGGUUUAACCGGUUGUCGGCGAAUGUGAAGCUUGUGGCUGACGUGGAGCUUGUGAUGGACGUAAGCAAGAGGGACUUUCUCCCUUCUCCUAAAGUUGACUCUUCUGUGGUCAUAAUCCGCCCCAAGCCUCAAAUUCCCAAUGUGGAUCUCCAUGAGUGGAGGGCUUUCACCCGGACUUGUUUUAGUAGUAACAGGAACAAGACACUUGGGGCAUUGUUUAAGCUCAAGGGGAAAGUUUUUGAGUUGUUCAAAAUCUCCAAUGGAAAUGAUGAAUGUUCUCCCCACAAGGGUGAUGAGGCUCAAGAUGAACGAGGGUUGGCCUUGUUCAAGGAAAAGAUUAUUGGAGUGGUUACAUCGGGUGGGUUUGAAGAUAAAAGGCCUGCAAAACUUUCUCUCCAGGAGCUUCUGCAUUUGCUCUCUUUGUUCAAUCAAGCUGGCAUUUAUUUUAAUCACCGUGGACGUCACAAGAUUGAAGAUACGUUUGACACCGAUGAUGAAUAGUGCACCCUGCUGAGAUGCUUAUCAACUGCUUUGUGUAUAACAUCAUCAUCGGUUUGUUUUUUCACUAGAAAGCAAGCAUCCUUGAUUUGAUGAUAUUUUGAGAAAAAGUAAUGCACACCAAAGCAAAAGUGAGAGUAUGAAAAUGAGAAGAGUUCACUCUAACCAUUAAAUCUUGCUUGGUUGGUCAAGAUUGAUUUUACUUAAAUAAAACAUCAAUGUGAGAUUGAAUGACCAAAAUCAGUUCUUUUUAUGCUCUCACUUGAUACACCCUCUAUGUAUAUGUAUUGAAAAGAUGCAUCCUGAUGGCUGCAUUGGCAAAGGCCAGAAGCUGCAUAAUGAAUUCAUGGUACAGUAAAUGAUAGUUAUCAAAUUUGCCAGUGGUUGUUUCCAAAUGGCAAUAUUUUAGAAGCAAAUAAAAGAUUCAUUAGGUUUGCCAUAGGGUUCAAUUGUAGUUUUUAUAGAACAAGUUGAAGCUAACUCUUGGCAUCCUAGUGCUAAAGAACGAUGUUCUAUUGUACCUGUAGGAUUUAAGUUGUAGAAAAUCAAAGCGUGCAUGUUACUUUUCUGGUUUAAAUACUUUGAUAGAAAAUCAACUUUUUAUGCCAACUAUUAAUCUAUUA
This is a messenger RNA of Glycine soja, 1694 nucleotides long. Its product is annotated as ribosomal RNA small subunit methyltransferase, mitochondrial-like. Gene Ontology annotation, molecular function: rRNA (adenine-N6,N6-)-dimethyltransferase activity. The transcript is spliced from 2 exons. Gene Ontology annotation, cellular component: mitochondrial matrix. Gene Ontology annotation, biological process: rRNA methylation. NCBI's taxonomy places the organism in Eukaryota, Viridiplantae, Streptophyta, Magnoliopsida, Fabales, Fabaceae. The record is from RefSeq and is a predicted model, not a curated record. Bases 37 to 1074 code for a protein of 345 amino acids.